Molecule: messenger RNA, 846 nt
Organism: Coffea arabica (coffee)
Lineage: Eukaryota; Viridiplantae; Streptophyta; Magnoliopsida; Gentianales; Rubiaceae
Source: RefSeq, a predicted model, not a curated record
AUGGCAUAUGAAAGGAAGAAUUUCAGGCCAGCAAGCUCAUCUUGUUUUUCGUUUUAUACUCUCUUUCAUAUCUAUAUUAUUGCUUCUGCUGCUGCAAUUCAUUUUGAGACGAGUAAUGAGACAGACUACCAGUCUCUGCUUGACAUCAAGGGUCUAAUACAUGGAGAUCCAUUCCAGGCUCUAAGCUCCUGGAAUGAUUCCAUUCAUUUUUGUGAUUGGCGUGGAGUCACAUGUGGCCUGCUUCAUCAAAGAGUCACUGUCUUGAAUAUGUCAUCAUUUUACUUGGUUGGUUCUCUUUCUCCCUCCGUAGGAAACCUUACCUUUCUCAGAGAACUCAAUAUUCAGGAUAACGAUUUUCAUGGUAUGAUUCCUGAAGAAGUAGGCAGGCUUUUUCGGCUUCAGUAUCUUCGUUUUGCCAAUAAUUCCUUUGAGGGAGAACUUCCAUUAAAUAUCACGGGUUGUUCAGAGCUAAGUAUUCUUGAUUUAAGGGGUAACAGGCUCAUCGGGGGAAUUCGAGAUGACCUGAGCACUUUAUCUAAGCUUUACGCCCUGAGCCUUUCCAGGAAUAAUUUCUCAGGCAGCAUUCCACCAUCUUUAGGUAAUAUUUCCUCUCUUCAGAUACUUAACAUGUCAAGAAACAAUCUAGGUGGAAAUAUUCCGGCGGAGAUUGGUUGGCUUUCAAAUCUGCAUGUCCUUGAGCUGUCCUCAAAUAGACUUUUAGGUGCAGUUUCUCCUCAGCUCUACAACAUUUCGACACUCCAGAUCUUUUCUAUUACUAACAAUCUAUUAAGUGGACAGUUUCCUGCUACUGUGGGAUUGACUCUUCCAAACCUUACUUUAUUUUAA